Racocetra persica is the source of this 155-nucleotide messenger RNA. The record is from the annotation of a GenBank genome assembly. Lineage: Eukaryota; Fungi; Glomeromycota; Glomeromycetes; Diversisporales; Gigasporaceae.
AUUCCGUGUUUAACUUGGAAUAUCCCGAUAAUCUUGUAAAUGUUGAUUUUGACAGGAAUGAAUCAGGAUUGAAAAUUGUCUUGAUAAUCAAAUCUCGAUUCUUCAACACAACACGUGUUCGAGAUACCGAUAUAAUUAUUUAUUUUGCCGCGUAG